GUUAAAUUUGAGUGUCAAUUCACUGCACAUGCAAAACUCAUCAAAAAUAUUAUCUAACUGAGCAAAAUCAGGAUGGACCAGCACACUAGGCUGACCUUCAUUUUUCAGGAACAUGCUCAGCGCUUCAUUGGUGUUUUCAGUCAGCGUCGCUCUAGAAUGGAGCAGUUCCUGUCAGAUCUGGAGGAGAGUGCAGUCCAGCUGGACAGGAUGAAGAUGGGGGCCAGUAUCUCCACCGUGGCUGGCAGUUCAGUGGGGAUAGCAGGAGGAGUCUUGUCCAUUGUUGGUCUUGCUCUUGCCCCCGUCACUGCAGGAGUGUCACUGGUUCUGACACUGACCGGUGUCGGUCUGGGGGUGACCAGUGGUGUCAAUAGUGUCGUCACAGGCAUCACUGAGGCAGUAGUCAACAGUCAGCAAGGGAAAAAUGCACAGAACAUUUUCCAGAGAUACAUGGAUGAUGUGGGCAAGAUUCUAGACUGUCUGGAGCAGGCCAGUAGUAGGGAGCCUGAUGUGAAGGGGCUUGCUGGGGUUGAUAUCAUUACAGCUGGAAAAUUGGUAUUUCGUGCUAUAGGUUUAUGCAGUAAUAUUGGAUCCCUGGUAGAUAAAGCACUACAAAUUGAGGAGGGGAUUGUCACAGCAAUCAAAAUUAGCCUCAAUAAUGCAAAAAGUGAACAUAAUAUUACAAAGCACACAGCAAAAAUGCAUGGCCAGAAUUGGGCAGCUGACAAAAGGGAAGCCACUAGCGCUCUCAAAGUUUGCUAGAGGUGGAUUCAUCACACUAAAUGCCCUCUUUAUUGGCGUAGAUGUCUUUUUUAUUGGCAAAGAAAAUAAAAGUCUGGCCAAAGGGAGCAAGAGUGAGAAAUCUCAGCUCAUCUGCUCCAGAGCAGCUCUGUGGAAAUCUGAGCUGGAAGCCUGGCAGAAUAUACAUGAUUCCUUAUGCAUUGGAAUAUGGAGGAAAAGCUAGGAUGUGUUGGAGCAGUCUUUUCUUUUUCUUUUUCUUUUUAGAAAAAUUUAGAAUGUACUUUUCAAGAUUAAGAACAGUUGAGAUGAGCAUAA
This is a messenger RNA of Sinocyclocheilus anshuiensis, 1053 nucleotides long. Its product is annotated as apolipoprotein L domain-containing protein 1-like. The coding region runs from base 73 to 759 and encodes 228 amino acids. Gene Ontology annotation, biological process: lipoprotein metabolic process; lipid transport. The transcript is spliced from 2 exons. The record is from RefSeq and is a predicted model, not a curated record. Lineage: Eukaryota; Metazoa; Chordata; Actinopteri; Cypriniformes; Cyprinidae. Gene Ontology annotation, molecular function: lipid binding. Gene Ontology annotation, cellular component: extracellular region; membrane.